UCCAAGAACUCAGGUGCUAUUCUUCUCGUUUCUAACACAUACUCCUCUAGUUACUUGAUUCACGUCUAGGGUUUUACACCAAUCUCGAUUCUCUUCUGCUAUUGCCUCUGCAUUUACACGCCCAACCGAUGGCCCGGUGCCAUGGCCUCCGCCUCGCCCGCCGCUCUCUUACGUCCCUUCUGCGCCACAAUUCUUAUUCAAUUCGACUUUGCAAUUCCUUCUUCAAGGGAGGGUGUAGGAGCGUCGGCGCCGCACCGUGCAGUCAAUCAAGGGGUCUUUUCUAUUUAAAUCAUGGAGAUGCACGUAAUGUGUUAAAGCCUGGCUUUUGGGACAUUUUAGGCGCCAAACGGUCAAUCCAUGCCACUGCACAAUUGUCAAGAGAUUUCUAUGAUGUCCUUGGUGUUAAUAGAAAUGCAACAGCAUCUGAAAUCAAGAAAGCCUAUUACGGGCUUGCGAAGCAGUUACAUCCUGAUACUAAUAAAGAUGACCCGGAAGCUGAAAAGAAAUUUCAAGAAGUCCAGAAAGCAUACGAGGUAUUAAAGGAUGAAGAAAAGCGCCAACAGUAUGAUCAGGUUGGGCAUGAAGCUUUUGAACGUGCUGGUACUGGUGAUGGUGGGUUUGAUCCAUUUGGAGGUGGCGGUGGCUUUAAUCCUUUCCAGGACAUAUUCAGAAAUGCCGAUAUUUUCAACAUAUUCAAUAGGGACAUGGGUGGAGAAGAUGUUAAGGUUGCUGUUGAACUAUCCUUUAUGGAAGCUGUCCAAGGAUGCAUCAAAACACUGUCAGUCAUGACUGAUUUAAGUUGUGAAACUUGUGGUGGAGCUGGUGUUCCUCCUGGAACAAAGCCUGAAACUUGUAAACGCUGUAGAGGUUCUGGCAUGGUUAUCUCACAAAAUGGUCCUUUCACACUUCAAGCUACAUGUCCAAAUUGUAAGGGAGCUGGAAAAAUUGUUUCGAACUUCUGCAAGUCCUGUAGGGGUAAGCGGGUAGUAAAAGGGCAGAAGACUGUGAAGGUGAAUAUCAUGGCAGGAGUGGACAGCAAUGAAACCAUUAAAAUCCCCAGAAGUGGUGGAUCGGAUCCUGAUGGAAAUCAACCGGGCGAUCUUUAUGUUAUGAUUAAGGUCAAAGAAGACCCAGUGUUCCGAAGAGAAGGGGCAGAUAUCCAUGUUGAUACAAUUUUGAGCAUCACUCAGGCAAUUUUGGGAGGAACAAUCCAGGUUCCUACACUCUCUGGGGAUGUUGUUGUUAAGGUUCGCCCUGGCACUCAACCUGGGCAGAAGGUGGUCUUGAGGAAAAAGGGGAUUAAAGUCCGAAAUUCGUUUUCAUUUGGUGAUCAAUAUGUGCACUUUAACGUUAGCAUUCCGACAAACCUGACACAGAGGCAGCGCCAAUUGAUGGAGGAGUUUGCUAAAGAAGAAGAAAGAGAAGACGAUAAGGGGGCAGCUGCAGGAGCAUCGGGCUGAAUCCCGGUAUGACAGUCUCUAGAUAGGCAUAAGGAGAGAGUGAUUGAACUUUAUUUACUGGGAGGAGAUAACUUUUUGGCCGGGCAAUUUUGGGUGGAUGGAUGUUGUAACUAUCUUGUACUGACCAUAUCUAUAAUAGUCCAAUAAAGGUCAGGUUUUAUAGAUUUA
Messenger RNA from Salvia splendens (bonfire salvia), 1628 nucleotides. Its product is annotated as chaperone protein dnaJ GFA2, mitochondrial. The record is from RefSeq and is a predicted model, not a curated record. Bases 129 to 1460 code for a protein of 443 amino acids. Gene Ontology annotation, cellular component: cytoplasm. Gene Ontology annotation, molecular function: heat shock protein binding; ATP binding. The transcript has 18 exons. Gene Ontology annotation, biological process: protein refolding; response to heat. Lineage: Eukaryota; Viridiplantae; Streptophyta; Magnoliopsida; Lamiales; Lamiaceae.